AUGAGCAUCGCCUACCUUGAUCCCGGAAAUAUUGAGUCGGAUCUACAGAGUGGGGCAGUUGCCAACUACCGGCUUCUGUGGCUUUUAUUCUUUGCCACUCUGAUGGGACUUUUUAUGCAAAGGCUGGCCGCUCGAUUGGGAGUUGUAACAGGAAAGCAUUUGGCCGAAAUCUGCUAUCAGGAGUAUUCUCCACCGGCUCGCAUUCUGCUCUGGAUUAUGAUAGAAAUCGCAAUCAUCGGAUCCGACAUGCAGGAGGUGAUUGGCACUGCAAUUGCAAUUAAUCUCCUCAGCGUCGGUAAGAUUCCUCUCUGGGGCGGCGUACUCAUCACUGUCGUCGACACCUUCACCUUCCUGCUAAUCGACAAUUAUGGUCUUCGCAAAUUGGAGGCCUUCUUUGCCCUACUGAUCUCCAUCAUGGCUGUGACUUUCGGAUACGAGGUGAGUGUGUUUGUCUCCUCCAAAGUGAAUUGCGCCUUCGGCCAACUUAAUGCUCAGUUAGCUUUCACUGCUAGCUGA
Dibothriocephalus latus is the source of this 516-nucleotide messenger RNA. NCBI's taxonomy places the organism in Eukaryota, Metazoa, Platyhelminthes, Cestoda, Diphyllobothriidea, Diphyllobothriidae. The record is from the annotation of a GenBank genome assembly.